AUGGGUUGUUUAUAACCUAAAAAACUUAAUAGGAUAGUGGCUAUGCAAACCACUAAUAAAGAUCUCGUAUUCACUUCUACUGCGGAUAUUCAUAAGCUUUAUUCGUUUGGUAAAGUAUUAGGGAUUGGUGCUUUUGGUAAGGUAUUGGUUGCCAAAAUGAGAAACAACAAUUCCAAGCAAUAUGCAAUUAAAAUGAUCGAUAAGAGGAAAGUAAGAGGAAGAGAAGCAAUGCUGGCAAAUGAGAUCUACGUGCUUUAGAAGUUAGAUCAUCCUAAUAUAAUUAAAUUUUAUGAGGUAUAUCAAAAUGAACUCUACUUCUACAUCAUAAUGGAUUACUGCGAAGGAGGAGAACUGGUGGAGCGGAUACAAAAAAGUCAAAAAAAUCUUAGUGAAGGUCAAGUGCAGAACAUAAUAUUUAAAGUAAUUAUUGAAUACUAAGUGAGAUCUGCUCGGCGAUUAUGUAUAUUCAUGAAUAGGGCAUUAUACAUAGGGAUAUUAAACCUGAAAAUAUUUUAUUUUCAACGAAAGAUCCAAAUGCUGAGCCAAAAUUAAUCGAUUUUGGAUUAGCUAUAAAAUUCGAUUCAAGCAAUCUUAAGUAUUCAGAAAUUAAAUGACUUAGAUAAUUGAAGGCAGCUGUAGGUACUCCUUUGUAUUUGGCACCCGAGGUUAUCGAGGGAAAAUAUAAUGAAAAGUGCGAUGUUUGGAGUCUAGGCAUUUUACUCUUUCAUCUAUUAUGCGGGUAUCCACCAUUUUAUGGCAAGAAUAGAGCCGAUCUUUAUGAAAAUAUCUAGUAUCAAAAUGUAUAAUCUCAACAUCUAAAAGUAGUUGAUUUUCGAUAGGAGACAUUGGAAUAAUGUUAGUGAUGAGGCUAAAGAUUUGAUUAAAAAGAUGUUGAAUAAAAAUCCGAAUAUUCGACCAAGUGCUAAGGAUUGUCUACGUCAUCUUUGGUUUCGUAGAAAAUUUUAACAUCCAGUUAAAUUGUAAAGAGGCAGGACUACUAUAAUAUCAAUGAAAUCCCCUUAAUUUGAGGAUCAGAGAUCAAUAUAUUAAAUGUUGAAAACAUACAGAAUUGGUGCUAAAUUUAAGAAGGAGGUAAUGAAAGUGUUAGUAAAUCAAAUGAAUGAAAAAGAAUUGGGGAGAUUAAAAAAAGUAUUUUAGAAAAUAGAUGUUGAUAAUUCAGGAACUAUCACUGUGUAAGAAUUGAAAGAAGCAUUAAUGGAGGAAGUAUAAACAAACAUUAAAUUUAGGGAUCACAUAUAAGUCAUGAAGAGAUAGAAUAAUUGAUCCAACUAGUUGGAUUUGAAGUUUUGGAAGAGGACAAAGAGGAUAAUGAUUGUGCGUCUACAACCAAAUCAAGCAAACAACUUGUAAUCAAAUAUAGUGAUUUUCUGGCUGCAUGCAUUGAUGAAAGAAGAGUUCUAACCAGAGAAAAAGUACUCUUUAUUUUUAUAUGCUAGUUGUGGUCUGUAUUCAAAUAUUUUGAUACUUAAGAUGCCAAUUUUAUUAUGAAAGAAGAUAUCAAAGAAGCAUUAGCCAGACAUGGACGAUAAUUAUCAGAUGAGAAAAUAGAAGAAAUGAUUUAUGAAAUCGAUCCUAAUCAUGAUAACAAAAUUAGCUUUGAAGAGUUCUGUUAAAUGAUGGGUGUGGCUGGAGUUGAACAAACUAUGGAUUUUAAGGAUGAAAUAAAAGAACAAUUAAAUUUUCACCAAUCUCAAGAAUGA
Paramecium octaurelia is the source of this 1721-nucleotide messenger RNA. The record is from the annotation of a GenBank genome assembly. NCBI's taxonomy places the organism in Eukaryota, Ciliophora, Oligohymenophorea, Peniculida, Parameciidae.